UUGCCAUGGAGCAGAAUGCAGUACAGUGGUUGGGUGCUCCCUCCUUGCGGCGAGGCAGCUAUGCCUUCUACAAGUUGGUGAGCAGCAGAUCCCAGCCCGGCGGUCCGCUGCAGGUCUGGAAGCUUGGAGAGUUUUACUACAUCCGCUGUGGUCCACAGGAACCCGUCUGCAUCGCCGAGUUGACUUUACUGUGGGAGGACCAGGCUCAGCACCAGCUGCUGGCCAGCUCCAGACUCUACUUCCUGCCAGAGGACACGCCCAAGGGCCGGACCAGGGAGCAUGGCAAGGAUGAGGUCUUGGCAGUGUCCAAGAAGAUCGUGGUCAGGGUGGAGGACCUGGUCAGGUGGUCCUGCUCGAAACCUGCCGGUUGGAGAAGCAGCAGCCACAAGCGACCUGCUGGAGCCAACGGCCUGCAUAAAGCGCCUCACAAUGCUAAUGCUAACGCUAACGCCGCAGACACGACCGCCGAGCUGCGGACAGACCAGACGGAAGUGUGUCAGGGGGUCAAGGUGCUGAGCUACCCCCAGUACUGCCGCUUCCGGUCCAUGCAGAGACGAAUUCAGGAUGGCGCCGGGGGGCCAGGGCUCCAGGACCCCCAUUUGUUGGCCCUUGGGGGCAUCAAGGUGUCUCUGGCCCACACCCAGGUGAUGUACUGCAGGGACACCUUCCACCACCCAACCCUGGAGAGCAGCACCAGCCUCUGGUCCCAGUUCAGAUGUCCGUCCCUCAGUUUGAGGGGCCGACCUCGCAAGAAAAGAGGCAGAGACAGCAAAGAGUCGCCGACUCCCAGCCCGUCCGAGUCCUGGAUCGAACGAAUGAAGGAGAACGUGAUGGGCAGUGUGGAGAUGGGCUGCGAGGAGAGCUGGUUACCACAUCCCGAGGAGCGACUGUUCCUGGAUCAGCUGUACUCCUUCAUGGAGAGCCACGGCUCGCCCAUCAACAAGGUGCCCAACCUUGGCUUCAAGAAAAUUAACCUCUUCCUCAUGUACUCGGUGGUCAGACGACUUGGCGGUUAUGAAAAGGUGACAUCAGACCGUCUAUGGAAGGUGGUGUACAAUGAGUUGGGUGGAUGCCCGGGCAGCACCAGUGCAGCCACCUGCACAAGGCGGCACUAUGAAAGGUUGAUGCUACCCUACGAAGAACACAUGAGAGUGGGAGGACCAGAAUUCAAAGUCCCACAAUUCCCUGCAGUUCCCAGGACCAGGGGCAUCAGGGGACGGAAACCACUGCCCCGGGGCAGAAAACCAGGGCAGGUGGUUCAUGCUGAUGGCACGGUGGUGGUGAAGAGAGGCCGGGGAAGACCUCCAGGUCGGCGGAACAAGGCGACCCUCAUCGCCCAGGCUAAACUUCUAGCCCAGCAGCAAGCGAAAGCAGCCCGUCGACCGCAAGCCAAAGUGAGCCUGAACAGCCUGCAAGAGGUCCAGCAGCUCCACCAUACUCCUGCUCCUCUGCCUGUCCACCCAGCUAGCCUCCUUCCCAACAUACUUCUAACACCGGACGUCUCUCCCAGACCAAACCCACUCCUCCUCCUUCAGCCAGAACCGAGGAACCAAAUGCAGCAGCAGAACGGCGAGUCGCUGAAUCUCCCCUCUGCAUCCGGCGCUGUCCUGUCUGCCCUGCCAGGCCGCUACGCCGGACGAUCUCUGGGUGGCUUCAGUCCCACGAAAGGCAUGUGUCCCUUGGAUGUAUUUAGGGCCCGACUGGGCCUCCAAAGGGGCAUGGACAGAUCUGCCACAAUCCAAGACCCAGCCCCGCCCCUCCCCCAUCACCAACCAGCCACCCAGCCCAAAACAGGAAGUCCAGAUUGUCCUCCUCCAAACACUGACCAGCCCCAACCUCCUCCUCUUCCUGUUCAUCCUCUUCCUCCCCACCAACACCACCAGUGUUCAGGGUGCACAGCUGAGGGAACCCAAAGGGGAGUCAUCCGGGAGGGGAGGAAUCGGCCACCUCUACCUCCUCUCCGGGUCCUCCCUCUGGACCUGGACUGCAGCGUUCAAGUCUGCCAGCUGAUGCGGACUCGUCUGGGCUCAGCUCAACUGCAGAGCUUCACCCGCCGUCUCUCUGAGGUCCUGUCCCAAGACCUGAACGUUAAGACCCCUUGCUCCCCGAGUGCUCCUCCUCCUUCCCCCCCUCCUCCCUCUGAGCAGGCCCUGCCCCUCAACCUCAGCAAGUUCUCUGAUGUCGCAAAAAGGACACUGCCAGACCAGCCUGACCCAAUGAAGGCAUCGAUGAACGGUAACACUGAUCUGCCGUCAUGCAAGAAGCCUAGAAUUGUCGCCGCCGCCACCGCCCCAGAGCAGGCGGAGGCUGAGGAUCUGAGUCUGCAUGGCAGAUCCCACUCUGGGCGAGGAGGACAAGGGAGAGGUGGAGGAGGUCCAGCCAUGGAGAUGGUUGCGCAGGAGGAGCCAGCGGACCUGAGCUCUCCCAGCAGGAUCCGAGCCUUCCUGCUGGGCCUGCCACCAUUCCAAGUGAAGGUGGAGGACGACUCAAACAAAGCUAGCAAGGGGAAAUUCCUUUCACCUCCUGCUACUGCCAAUCCCCAAAGCACUGAGGAGGAGCAGAAAGCAGAGGAAAGGGGGAAGGUGAAAGGGGAGAUGGAGAAUGAGAUAACUAUCAAAAUGGAGUCCAGCAUGGUUAAACAAUCGGAGGAGGAGGAUGCCAUCGAAGAAGAGCCAGUGGCCAUAAAGGAGGAACUUGUCAACUCACAGAAGGUUGACGUGCAAAGUAAAGAGGAGAAGCUGCUGUCCAAAGAGCAGAACAGGAAUUCUGGUGAGCAGCGGACACCAGAUGAGCAGCGGACACCAGAUGAGGAGAAGAUGGAAUGUGACGCGGAGGCUUCAACCAGCAGCCUGCCGAGCCCCAUUUUGCCGCAGUCCACCCCCUUGGCACUGGUCCAGCAGAGCUGA
Lampris incognitus (smalleye Pacific opah) is the source of this 2906-nucleotide messenger RNA. RefSeq lists its product as uncharacterized. The record is from RefSeq and is a predicted model, not a curated record. NCBI's taxonomy places the organism in Eukaryota, Metazoa, Chordata, Actinopteri, Lampriformes, Lampridae. Gene Ontology annotation, cellular component: nucleus. The transcript is spliced from 12 exons. Bases 6 to 2906 code for a protein of 966 amino acids. Gene Ontology annotation, biological process: regulation of transcription by RNA polymerase II. Gene Ontology annotation, molecular function: transcription cis-regulatory region binding.